AUGCCAGAAAUUGAUAAUUCUAUCAACUAUUCUGAUAAGGAGAAAGUUCUGCCUCAAAGGGACGAAUUUGAAGUUGAAAAUGCCUCAAUUGUGCCCGUUUUGUCCAAAGGUUAUACAGAAGAUGGUUGGGGUAUCAUUUAUAAUAUGAAUAGUACUAAUUGGAACCUUAAAAUAUUUGUUUCAGUUCGAGCUAGAAGUGAAUGGAGCUCAUAUUUGAAUUUAGUGAAGUGCUCUCAUGCUAUUAAUGAGAGACGAAGACGUGGGUUUGGUAUACCAUUGUUAACAACAUCUCAGCCUUAUUUUUCUUUUCAUACAUUCUUCACUGUUUACAAAACUUUCAUCGACGAAGACUAUUUCCUUAAGAGAGGAUUUAAAGAAAGAACAGACCAGUUUCAGUAUUGUCAAGUUUCAAGAUAUUAUCAUUGGGGAUAUACAUCCUAUGUCCUUAAAUUCACUCCUGACCCUGAUGAUAGCUCUAAAGAUUUUGAAGUCACCAUGUUUAAACAUUUUAUUUUACCUAUCACUGAUUUUGAAUAUCGUGGAGAAAUUUAUAGAUGGGUAGAGAAUAAAAGUAUCCUUCCUCGUGGAUAUUAUUAUAAUCUUUAUAAGUUAGAAAAUGGAAGACCUUCAUUGGCUCAACAUUGGAAUAAAGAAAAGCACACAAUAAAUAUUUCUGAAAAUAAAGGUAAUCCAUUGAUUGGUGGGUAUAUCUGGAAAUUUUUUAAUAUAGCAAACAGAUAUUGUCUAUCAGAGUAUAUCUCUCAAAACCAUAUAGCCACAUUGAGUGAUGCUUACAUUCUUAACAGAGAAAAUGCUGUCCUCACAAUUAAUUCGACUCAUUCUAACAUCGAUAGAGAUAGUAUCCAUUCAGUUGAUUUGGAUAAUACAGUUUUUAUUUGUGCGGGGCUCGUCAUCAAGAAAAUAGAAGAGGCUAUUGGAACCGAUAGAAAACGGCAAGAAGCGAAAAGGGUUCAAGCUAGCCGAAAUUAG
This is a messenger RNA of Scheffersomyces amazonensis, 990 nucleotides long. RefSeq lists its product as uncharacterized. Lineage: Eukaryota; Fungi; Ascomycota; Pichiomycetes; Serinales; Debaryomycetaceae. Bases 1 to 990 code for a protein of 329 amino acids. The transcript has a single exon. The record is from RefSeq and is a predicted model, not a curated record.